Messenger RNA from Oryzias latipes (Japanese medaka), 2046 nucleotides. Its product is annotated as NAD(P)H oxidoreductase RTN4IP1, mitochondrial. The record is from RefSeq and is a predicted model, not a curated record. Gene Ontology annotation, cellular component: mitochondrion. Lineage: Eukaryota; Metazoa; Chordata; Actinopteri; Beloniformes; Adrianichthyidae. Gene Ontology annotation, molecular function: oxidoreductase activity; zinc ion binding.
AAGGUCAAAGGUUUCACCCUUUUGUAACUUUUUUGUGCUACAUCACAUAAAUAAGAAUCGUUCCCACAAACUUUCGGUAUUUAAUAGUCCUAUUUUUCGUUCAAUAUAAUGUAAGAAAUAGGGCUCACAUUUGUUGUCGCUUAUUCAUUUACCCUUUUUUACAUGAAUGCUUUUGUUGUAGGGGACACACAGGCAUGCUAAUGUUACCUUGCUAGCUUAUAAAUAAGUCCAGAUUUAAUGUUGUCAGAGCAAAACCGAUAUUGUAGACAACUAGAACACGGUUUUAAUAGGGUUUUUUUUAGGGCUAUGGCGUCGAUUCGGUUUUUGUGGCUGCUAAAUGCGAAAACUGCUAACGCGAUGAAAACAUUAGUCCGGUCUGGGAUCUGUGCAUGCUCCAGAAAAAGGAAUAUCUGCAGUUCACCUUCAAGGCUGCAGAACAUGUCAGCCUGGGUCAUUGAUCAGUUUGGCUCUAAUGGAGUUUUGAGAUUUACAGAGGAAAUCAGUCUUCCCGUUAUAAAUGUCUCCAGCGAGGUGAUGAUAAAAGUCAACGCAGCCAGUCUGAACCCUCUGGAUGUAGCAAUGAGGGGGGGAUAUGGAGCUACACUUUUGAACCUCAGAAGAGAUCCUUCAUCUGUACUCAGCAGCUCAAAUGAAUUUCCUCUGAUUUUGGGUCGUGAUGUGUCAGGAACAGUGGUCGACUGUGGAUCUGGAGUUACACAUUUUGUUCCUGGAGAUGAGGUGUGGGCGGCCAUUCCUCCUUGGAAACAAGGCAGCCUUGCAGAAUAUGUGAAGCUAACAGAGUAUGAGGUUUCCCACAAACCAAAAUCUUUGAGUCACGCAGAAGCAGCGUCCAUCCCUUAUGUUGCAAGCACUGCUCUGUCUGCACUUGUCAACGCAGGUGGUCUUUGCAGAGAAAGCUGCGCAGAUAAAAGAGUUCUGAUCACCGGAGCAUCAGGAGGAGUCGGAACAUUUUCAAUUCAGCUGUUAAAAGCUUGGGGUGCACAUGUAACUGUUACCUGCUCCCAGAACGCUGAGGGUCUUGUCAGAGGACUGGGGGCUGAUGAGGUUGUGGACUACACCGCUGAAGAUGCACCUCAACAACUAGAAUUGAUGCCAAAGUUUGAUGUCAUUUUGGACAAUGUAGGAGGGGACACAGAGCAGUGGGCGAUGGGCCUGCUAAAGCCCUGGUCGGGGGCGAAGUACGUCACGCUGGUAUCGCCCCUACUGCUAAACACUGACUCCAUGGGCCUGGUGGAUGGGACCUUUCAGGCUGGUUGCGCUCUGCACAACAAGGCAUUCGAGAACAUGCUAUCCAGAGGAGUUUUCUACAGGUGGGCAUUCUAUGCUCCAGAUGGACCUGCUUUGGAUGACAUCAGCACACUGGUAGAUGGUGGGAAAAUCCUGCCAGUGGUGGAGGCCCAGUUUCCUUUCAGUCAGGUGCCUCAGGCUUUUCAGAAACUGGAGCACGGCCAUGCCAGAGGGAAGACCGUGGUCAAGGUGUCUGAAGAGGAUGACAGCCAGGGAGAAACUGUAGAAUCAGAGCAGGGGAUGCAAGAAAAAGCACAGGGAAGCUAAAAGCCAAAUUACCCGCAUCUUUGGUCUCACCUCUGCAGGGAGCACUCCUCCAGACAUCUAAUAGCAGCAGACUGUAGAAAAGAUCUUAUGUGCAGCAGAGGAAAAGUGUGUUGGGAGCAAGCCAAAGGUUGUAACACUUGUUUGAAAUUUCUUCCUGUGCUUUCCAUGAAACCUUUUAAGGUGCUUACAUUUCAUUCUGUUAAAUUUGAUGUCCCAAAGCGCAGUGGAAAAAGCAAAAGUGUUUUUGCAGGUUUGGCUUUACAAUGUGAAGUUGAACAAUGGCAUUCUUUGUUACAAGUAUUCAUUUACAUGUUUAUGAAGGAAGAUUUUCCCAACCUGUGAAAAGGAAAAUGUCUUCAUUUUAUUGUUUGACAUGUGCCACAAAUGCCUGAUUGCUAUAAGCAUGUGAAAUAAUAUACAUUUAUUGUUCUUUCCCCUACUAUUUAAAAAUAAAAACAAACUUUGAAAACA